Molecule: messenger RNA, 1249 nt
Organism: Dichomitus squalens LYAD-421 SS1
Lineage: Eukaryota; Fungi; Basidiomycota; Agaricomycetes; Polyporales; Polyporaceae
Exons: 1
Coding region: 1-1005 (334 amino acids)
Source: RefSeq, a predicted model, not a curated record
AUGGACGCCAAUGACCAACCCGCCGACGUGGAAUCCCUUCCUGCCGAGAUAUGGCAGCACAUCAUAGCGGAAGCCUGUAAAGACGGCGGACGUACAGGCACAUCGCUCAUACUCACCUCCAAAUUCUUCCACACCCACGCAUUCUACAAUCGCUUCUAUACUCUCGCCUUAACAUCCCUUGCGAGGCUUGAAGGCUUCUUGUCUUGCGUUCGCUCCUCUGUGUGGCCAUUUCCUGUUCGACAUCUAUGGCUAUCCCCCCAACGCGAAUGGAAGGCAGCCUCGAGCUAUCAAGCUGUUGCAGAGCAAAAGAAGCUAUGGGACGCCCGCUACGUAAACGCGAUACGAGAACUUCUUCCCCUAGUCACGCCGACGACACGCACCCUGGUCAUCGUUCAGGACGGUAGUUGGCUUGGGCGUGUGCCUUGGUUCGAGUGCAACUUUCCCCUCCUCGAGGAACUCACCGUCUGUGGGGACGUUGCGGCCGUGUUGCCAUCGUCCGCAGACUCCGCACACGAAACGGGUCCCGACAGCGCGACCGUACCGGGAAGCACUCGAGACCUGCCCCGUGUUCCCUCGCUGAAACAUUUCCACAUCGCCACCAACUCGUCCAGGGCACGCGUCGCGCUGCUGUCCACUUAUUCAUGGCUACGUGCCUCGCCGAUCACACAUCUCCGCGUCUCCGAUGUGAGCGACGACGACCAGAGGAUCGGGUUCACGAGGAUCCUCGCGCGUGCGCUCGGCCUCCCGGAACCUAAUGUCGGUGGGGGCUGGAAUUCCAAUGAUCAAAGCCAUCCAGCUCUGCCCGCGAUCCCAGGCUCCUUGAUGCGUGGAGAAACAAUCCUGCCAUGCUUGCAGAAGCUCCUGAUCCAAACCGUCGAGCCUAACCCGGGUCUUCGUGGAGAUGUGGACGACCCGUUUGACCAGUUGAAAGCGUCGCUGCGUGAGCUGGCGUGGGAAAUCGAAGACGUCGAGGGGCUUUCGCUGCUCGUGACGGAGAAGAGCUAGAAGAAGUUGCCGAAUUGGGAGCAGCGCCUUUGGGAUCAUUGGCUGGACAGGAUGGAGGGGAGAAAGGGCUGUUGGGUUGAGUCAGCUGAAGAGGAGGAGGCCUUGGAGGGUCUGGACGAUCCGCAUCCUCACGUUGUCACGGGCUUCCUUGUGAUGGACUAGGAGCAUAGAGGAAUCUCGAGCUGGUGCAAUGUGUGCACUGCUUCUCCUGGUCAUCCUGGCGACACGAACGUCGGUCUCGAUC